AUGUUAAAGGGUCCUUGUCAGCCUGGAGAUCAUGACUUUCCAAAACGACAAUUUGGAGUAACAAUUAGACGAUUCAAUCCUUCGUGGUUUAAAGAGUUCAGUAGUUGGUUGGAGUACAGUAUAGAGAAGGACGCUGCUUAUUGUUUGUAUUGUUAUCUUUUCAAAACAAGUUCUGAAAAACAAGGUGGCGGUGAGUCUUUUGUUGGCGAAGAACAAGCAAGAAGUGCAUAUGUUACACGUCUUAAUGCAUCCAUUGAUUGUGUUCGAGUUCUUUUGCGACAAGGGCUCUCAUUUCGAGGUCAUGAUGAAUCUGAGGAUUCUCUCAAUCCAGGUAAAUUCUUAGUGCAAUUGCAAUUUUUGGUUGCUCAUAAUGAAGCUAUUAAUGCCGUUACAUUGGGAAAUGCUCCUCACAAUUGCAAAUUGACAUCACCUGAUGUUCAAAAGGAUAUAGUAAAUGCUUGUGCCAUUGAAACGAUCAAUGUUAUUAUCAAAGAUGUUGGGGACUCAUUAUUUUCUAUUCUAGUUGAUGAAUCUCGUGAUGUGUCAAUGAAAGAGAAAAUGUCUAUUGUUUUACGUUAUGUAGACAAUAGUGGGUAUGUCAAUGAACGCUUCAUAGGGAUUGAACAUGUUACAAGUACCACGGCUCUAUCACUUAAGACUGCAAUUGAUAAGGUAUUUUCUAGAUAUAACUUGAGCAUGUCUAGACUGAGAGGACAAGGUUAUGAUGGAGCAAGUAAUAUGCAAGGUAAGUUUAAUGGUCUGAAGACACUAAUUUUGAAGGAGAGUCCAUGUGCCUUUUACAUUCACUGUUUUGCUCAUCAACUCCAACUUGCACUUGUGGCUGUGCCAAAGAAGAACAUCCCUAUUACUAACUUCUUUCGUGUGGUUGGGGACGUGAUAAAUACUGUUGGAGCAUCUUCCAAACGUUGUGAUCUUCUUCGAGAAAAACAGUUAGACUUUAUUGUUGAGGCAUUGGAAAAGAUGUACUUGCAACGAUUGUUGAAGAUGAAUCUUGUUCUUAUGAUUAAAGAUCUGAUGCAAUAA
Molecule: messenger RNA, 1044 nt
Organism: Olea europaea var. sylvestris
Lineage: Eukaryota; Viridiplantae; Streptophyta; Magnoliopsida; Lamiales; Oleaceae
Product: zinc finger MYM-type protein 1-like
Exons: 3
Coding region: 1-1044 (347 amino acids)
Source: RefSeq, a predicted model, not a curated record